UUAAUGUCCCGGAAUAUGUGAACCUCAUUAAUUCAGACGAAACCGAAAUCACUGGAGCUCUUUCAUCUAAAGAGAACAUUUCAGCACACCAGAACUGUUUGUUGUAUGCAUCAGGGAUCUACUGCAAGAACUCGCCCACCUAUGACGACUUGUUUGGAUUUGCUGUAGAUGAUGUAAAGAAAGAGCUAAGGAGAGGAAAGAGAUUACGCCUCAAAAUACCAACAUUGACUGAACAAAUGAGAUGCUCACACUGUGGGAAACCGGGCGCUACAGCAGGAUGUGAUGUGAAGCACUGUAAGCACUCAUUCCACUAUCCCUGCGCCAUAGAGGUCCAUGGCAGACCUGUUGAAGACAGAGAUAAAGGCAGUUAUAUAUUGUUCUGUAAAAAGCACGAUCCACAAACCAAAAGAACAAGUUCAGUAAAUGAGUACUUGACUUCUAGUCCCAAUCCCCCAAGAUGUGGAUCAGCUGACAGUCAUGGACGAAUACUUAAAAACAGUGAAUCCAGUUCAUCCACAGGGUCAUCAGAAGUGGAAUUGCCCAGACCGAAAAAGAGGAAGUCAUCUGUAGCUGUCUUAGAUUCAGAUGAUGAAAAUCAGUUUCGCAUCAACUCCAUGUUUGUUCCAGUCGAGUCAGAUCUGGAUGACAAUACACCUCCAAAACAGCACAAUUCAACUCCUGUGGCUGAGAAUACAAGGCCCUGUGAAGAAAUCAAUGCAUCGACAACCUCAGAUGCAGUAAAUAGUGCCUCGACGUCUGGUCUGAAUCACACUGCAAAUGGUGGAUCAGCAGACAGUUCAGGACGAUGGCAUGGCGGGAGUGAAUUUUAUUUACCAACAAGGUCACCAAAAGUGGAAACGCCGAGAAGGAAGAAAGCAAAGUUGACUUGCAAAAAAUGUCUUGCAUACUCAGAUGAUGAAAUUCAAAGCAGCAUUGACCCUGUAGUUCUUCUGGAGAAGUGUAUGCCUCCAAAACAGCACAAACAGUCAACUCCUGUGCCUGAAAAUAGAAGGUCCUGUGAAGAAUUCAAUCAAUCAACCACAGAAGCUGAUGGUGAUGACACUGACAUCGACUCAGAUGUGUCUCAGUGUUUAUUAACGUCUGAUACUUACCAUGUCACUGUUCCAUGUACUGUUAUUAUGGAUUCAGGAUCUUCAAUGGAAUCAGAGACUAGUCUAGAACCUUGUUCACCUUCCGUCCCAGCUGCUGUGUGUACCUCACCUGGGUCUGUUGUUGUAUCUAAACAUGGGGAGAUGCCACCCACAAAUAUAACCUCCCUAGAAUCCAAUGCUCAAACCACCAACCCGCAUGUCUCAGGUUCUGUUGACCCUACACCACACCAGGACCAUUCAAGCGAUGUUCCUUCGUGUCAACCAGGGUCUCCCAACCAUUCAAGCUCACUUGCAGGCAUUCCAGCAGCAUUACCUUCUGCAAUACAACCACUCCCGGCAUCUGAUGUCACAACUGAUCACCUACCAGAACUUUCCCCUCUGCUAGGGGCAUCUACCCCACCUGAUUGUCUCACUGCAGCAGAUGCUUGUAGUGUGGAUGCUAUGGCAAGCACAGAGUGCAGUGCCACCAUAUUCUGGGCUAGAUGCAAUGAGGCUGGAUGCAUUAAAGAAAUCUUCUCUGAUUUUCUGUCUCAGCUGAUCAGCCUGGGUGAAAGAGUACAAACAAAGGAAGCCAGCUACAAGGACUACAAUGUUGCGUUGAAAGUAUUGGAGGCAUCUGGACGGCUACCAAGGAUUAUUACUCAACUAGAACGAGACUUGGAGAAGCAGGAACAGGAUUUGCAGAGGAAAAAAGCAGCACUGAGGGAUGCCAGAGUUGUACUGGGUGUUCAUAGUCUAAUCUAACAAUAUUUUGCUUCAUUAAUCUUAAUGGCACAAAGUGAGCUAUAUGACACAAUAAGAUAGUGGAUAUAGAUAUUAAUUAUCAUUGUUACAUCAUCUAAUAUUCAUAAAACAAGGUGAUAAGGUUUAUAAUAUGUUGUUUUUUUUUUGUUGCCAUUUUUAUCUUUGUGACUAGUUUUUAAAAGGGGAAGUUGGACUACAUGCAUUUAUUAAUUGGUAGGACACCAGUUAUCUUAAAGCAGUAACAGUUGCCUCAUAUACAGUAUAAGGUUCCACUGUCCAUAUGUUUACAAAACUCUUAACUUUGGGUUUAAAUGGGAUUCACUUUUAAUAGGAUUACCAUUUUAAGACAUACAUCUCUUGAAAAGGGUUUAUAUACAAAUUUACAUACAGAUAUCGACAUUUUAUUAUAGCUAUAGUUUAUCUUAUGUGUGUUAGAAUAUAAUAAAUUACCCAGAAAUGCUAAUUCUGUUAUAAUUUACUUAUCCCUAACAAAAUAUGCACUGAAAGUGAAUGGUGACAGGGACUAAUAUUUUGCCUCACAUUGUUAUAUGGGUUUGGAACAACAUGAGGGUGAGUAAAUGAUGACAAUUUACAUUUUGGGGGAACUAUACAUUUAAAGGGGCGUUCCAACAAUUUGGGGUGGGAAAAAAUACACAAUCUCCAAAUAUCAAAAUAACCACUAGGUGGCAGCAGACACAAGACAAAUCAACAGUUUCCAGUGGAUAGCCAAAAAAGCCUAGGAAAUAAAGGACAAAUGUUCAGUUACUGCGCAUUCACUAAAUAGUAACUCCCACACAUUUUAUCAAAGAUAGAAUUAAGUUUCUGGAGAAAAGUUCCAAUUAAAUAAAACUGCUGUUUUCUGCUUAAUAAUAAUAAAUAGGUACACUUGCUUGUUCUCAACGUUUCACACCGACACAGGUCUUUGAUGCAGAUAUAGAAUACUUAAGUUUAUUAAAUACAGCACUUGUGGAAUGUUCUGUAAGACAGUGUACAGACAGAAUUCAAGCUUUUUGUAUGGGACAAAAAGAGUCAAUUUCAGAGAACAUUUUCUGAAAGAAAAAGAAAAAGAGACUGAAUAGUUAAAGAAUAUACUGUUACAUCUACUUCUGGUCAAACUAUUAUGGAGGAUUUUUUUUUUUUUUCAAACAAUAAAAUAUUAAUGCAAAAUGAAGAUCAUGACUAACCUUUAGUUCAACAUGUAUGAAGGGUUUUGGUAAGAUAUGAGCCUGAGUGGUACAUUCAAAACCUUUAAGAUUGAUCAUGUUUAAUUAACAGAAUAAAAACGGGAUUGUCACAAAAAAAAAAAAGAAUGGUCCAACAAGCUCUAAUCUGUAGUGUAAAAUAUUACCCACCACAGUUCAUGUCUUGGUGGGUAUUUAAAAUGCUGUAGCCUGUCCAGCUUAAGUCACUUAUUAUUAUUAUGUGCAACAGACAAGAUCACAAAGGUAGAGAACAAAAUACAAUUUGGAAAGUACUGUAAACUGCUACGUAACACUUUAUCAACAGGAAAAGGGAAUGAUGAAACGUGCCAAGUUUAGGUAAAAGGUAAUGGCCAUAACAAACUCAUCAGAAAUCACUAGUUUCUGAUCAUAUAUUUUAACAAGAGGUUUGGUUUGUACAAAUACAAGCCUUUCAUUCAAGAUAAUAGAUAUGUGUGUAGAGAUAGAAAGUCAAUGAUAAAUCAACAACAAUAAUUCAAAUCAAGUAAAGAGUACCAAAAUAACAAACCUGAUCAACUGCUGAUCACUGUACACUGACAUUAAAUACAAAGAUAAGCUCAGUUUAUCAAUACACAUCUUUAUCACCCAUUACAGAAAGUAGAUAUAAAUAAGUGUCUUCAGGUGCUUAUGUGAAUGAAUGAAUGAAUGUUACAUUUAUAUAGCGCUUUACACAGAGAACAGGGGGCUCUCCUCAACCACUACCAGGGUGCAGCAUCCACCUGGAUGAUGCGACGGCAGCCAUAGUGCGCCAGUAUGCUCACCACACAUACGCUCACCACACACCAGCUAUUGGUGGAGUGGAGAGAGUUGAGUGAUAGAGCCAAUUAAUGGAUGGGGAUUAUUAUGAAGCCAUGAUUGAUAAGGGCCAAUGGGGGGAAUUUGGCCAGGACACCGGGGUUACACCCCCUACUCUUUUUGAGAAGUGUCCGAUGAGACGUUAAACCGAGAGUCAGGACCUCGGUUUAACGUCUCAUCUGAAGGAUGGUGCCUUUUUACAGUAUAGUGUCCCCAUCACUAUACUGGGGCUUUAGGGCCUACACAGUCUGCAGUAGGGCUGCAACUAACGACUAUUUUGAAAAUCAAUUAAUCUAACGAUUAUUAGAAAGAUUAUUCAGCGAUUAAUCAUUAGCUCUUAACCGAUUAUUCAGCUUGUGCCCCGACUGUGAUGAGCGUACCCACAACAGAGUGCAUCAGCCGGGUGCAGUUUCAAUCUCUCCCCCUUAGAUCGGGACAUUCGCGCAACUCAUACAAGAGGCGCUGACCACACAGAGAAAUGCCAGUUUCUGAAUUUAUAGUUAAUUACAUGACCUGCUUCCAUAUUAUUUGAACUUUAAUAAAGCUAAAGCACAUUAAAUAUAACUGCAUUUAAGAUGCAACACUGGGGAGUUUCCUUUAAAGAGCUCCAGCUCCGCUUAUUCCACAACGAUAGUGCCUCUGUAUUGACUUAUUUGUUAUUUUUGUAUAAUUCCCUUGUACUUUGCGAUCUACAUAAGCUGAAGCUGUUUGGAAGGUUUAGAGUGCAUCUGGACUGUGAGCUGUGUAAUUCUUCCUCUCCGCAGUCAGGCACGAGCUGCAGUGCUGCUCUCACGUGUCAUCAUUACAGUCUAAUGUGAUCUCAUGUUACGUUAAAUGAGAUCAAACGACUAUUCGACAAUGAAAAUUGUCGACAAUUUUUUAUUGCCGAUAAUGUCAACUAAUCGUUUCAGCCCUAGUCUGCAGGGUGAGCACCCCCUGCUGGACUCCCUAAUACCUCUUUAUGUGAAGUGUUAUCUGGAUUAGAGAUUCUCUGUCUCACUUGUGCAUAUAAGCGCGCGUGCACACACACACACACACACACACACACACACACACACACACACACACACACACACAUAUAAAGCCUGGUUUGUCUUCCACAGACAAGAGCAGCAUUAGUAACAGCAAAGGCAAAAUCAACAUUGAAAGAGACAGAAGUAUGUGCA
Messenger RNA from Xyrauchen texanus (razorback sucker), 5037 nucleotides. RefSeq lists its product as uncharacterized. Gene Ontology annotation, molecular function: histone deacetylase binding; histone binding. Gene Ontology annotation, cellular component: nucleus. Lineage: Eukaryota; Metazoa; Chordata; Actinopteri; Cypriniformes; Catostomidae. Bases 237 to 1856 code for a protein of 539 amino acids. The record is from RefSeq and is a predicted model, not a curated record. The transcript is spliced from 23 exons.